Durusdinium trenchii is the source of this 1242-nucleotide messenger RNA. The record is from the annotation of a GenBank genome assembly. Lineage: Eukaryota; Dinophyceae; Suessiales; Symbiodiniaceae.
AUGCUUCGUGAUCAGGAGUCCGGUGCCACCAGCCGCACCGCACCGCGCAGGGGUGCUACGCAUCAACCUGAGGAGCUCUAUGACCAGUUGGCUGAUGCCUGUGGGGCUGAUUGGCAACAGGCACUCCUGGUAGACUUGCUCCCUCGUGGUGCGGAUGGUGUGCUCGAGAUCUUCCGCGCAGUGCUGCGAGAAGAUGAACUGGCGAAGAGCCAGGCGAGCCCGUCCAAGCAUCGAUGGCGGCCAUGGCCCCUACUACAAGGAAAGCGAUGCCAAGCUCCAGUCAAGGUCGCCGAGGCGAUCGGCGCAUGCAGAGCCGCUGUAUGGGCUCGGCGGCCAGGGAUUGACAUAUCCACAGAGGCAGACUUGCUGCUUGUUGGCAUCGUUCUCCGCCUUUUGCUGCGGUUGGGCCUGAUCUCGCCACGUGCAGAGGACGCUUUUGAGAGCUUUGUCCACUUCACCCGGCAGCAACUGAACUUGCAAAACGAGGUGAAUCUCCUCCAGCACCUGCGCAGCGCACUACCCAAGCGUGCGGCACCCUUUGUGGCGGUGCCCAGGCUGAUGGGCUGCUCCAAUGCGGAGGUGGCGAUUGUUUCAUGGGAAGAUGGGAUUUGCCUCUCCGAGGUGACACGAAAACGUUUCGGCGGGUGUUAUGUGGAGGAGACCGAGCUGUGUGCUCGUCGUGCUGCUGCAAGGCAGUUAGCCCGGACAUUCUGGAUGCUGCUGUUUGAGCAUGGCAUCGCGUUGGGAGGACUGUGUUCAGGCAAUGUCCUGAUACGCACUGCCAUUGAAGACGAGAACCACUUGGAGGUGGUCCUUUUGCGAUGUGGAUUGUGUCACGAGGUCGACCCCGAAACGGUCUCAGACUUGCGUGCUCUGACGCGCCUUCUGCGCCAAGGUGCCUCACCUCAGGAAAUCGGACGCUUGAUCCUGACUCGAGUCCAUGGCCGCUCUGGUGGGCGAGUGGAUGAGGUCCAUGACAAGGACGGUUUCUUUGCGAGCGUUGCGGACUUGCUGGGCAAGAGCAAAUGCGUGACGCCACCGCUGCGCGGUGCUCUACUGCUGCACCGGUUCUUGGAGACCCUCCAGAAGCACAGACUCUUGGCCUCCGAGGCCCACAUGCAAGUGGCCACCUCUGCGGCAGCGACCAAUGCGGUGUGCUGUCGCCUAGAUCCCUUCAGCAAUGGGGGCCUCUAUGAGGCUUUACUCGAGGUAGAAAAGGCGAGUGAAAGCAAGUCCAAAUAG